CGUACUUGUCCACUUGCGACUUCUCGCCAUCAGGAGACUGAAAAAGCUGUGAUUUGGGGGUGGGGGGAGACACCCCAAAGUCGGCAGUUAUAAGCAAAUCCGAACGAGAAGAAAAGGGCAUAAAGUCACCAACACGUCGAUCUUUCAGAGAGGGUGCAACUCAAGUCACCCUAAAACCAAGCUCAUCCGCCACCGGGGUCCGGGGAUCCGUGUUUGGGGAGCCCUGGGUGGCGGGACGCGUUAGCUCGGGUUACUUCCCCGGGUGCAGACCUGGCGCUGACCCCGGAGGGGUGGGGAGAUGGGUGGGGAAGACGGGUUUUCCUAGCGCGGCUCCCGAAGGGUCCGCUCUUUCCGGAGAGGGGUGGGGCCGCUCUAGUGGGGCCCUGGGGCGUGUCGCCCGCCUCCGGGGCUGGCCCGCACCGACCUCCACCGCGGAGUCCCAGGACCCAUCUUCAACUUCCUCUUCUUACCCGAGAGGAGGCGUCGCGGGGCGCAGCUGGGACCGAGAGAAGGGACCCGGCCAGCUGUGGCCGCCGCCGCCGGCCGCGAUCGCGGGGCAGAGAGGCGGGGGUGCGCGAUCGAUUCCUCCCCUGGCCGUCGCGCGGCUGGCUCUCCGCGGGAUCGCCGGGCCCCGAACUCCCGGGACGCUCCGGACGAAUCGGAAUCGGAAACCGAAAGCGCGCGCGCCCCGCGCCCGGCACCGCCCGCGCCCGCCCCGGGAACCCGGCUAAGUUCCGAUUCUCCGUUCCCGCGCGAGUCCCCGCGCGAGUGUCCGUCAUGGCGGACCCGGAGGUGUGCAGCUUCAUCGUCAAGGUCCUGUGCGCCCACGGGGGCCGCAUGACCCUGGACGCGCUCCUGGAGGAGAUCGCGCUCUCCCAGGGCCAGCUCCGCCAGGUGCUGGAGGACGCCGGGCCCGACCGCUUCGUGCUGCUCCAGACCCGCAGCAGCACCGGCAGCACCUGGUCGGUGGUGGCCAACACUCGAGCCCGCGUCUGCCGUCGCAAGUACUGCGAGCGAGGCUGCGACAACCUGCACCUCUGCAAGCUCAACCUGCUGGGCCGGUGCCAUUACACGCAGGCGGAUCGGAAAUUAUGCAAAUAUUCUCACAGUGUUCUCUCAGAGGACAACUUUAUAGUCCUGAAAAAAUACGAGCUCUCUGGGCUUAACCAAGAGGAAUUAGCCGUACUCCUGGUCCAGAGUGACCCCUUUUUUAUACCUGAGAUCUGCAAAGAGUACAAAGGGGAGGGACGCAAACAGACGUGCAGCGAGCACGCAGCGUGUGAGAGGCUGCACAUCUGUGAACACUUCACCCGCGGGAACUGCAAGUACCUCAACUGCAACAGGUCCCACAACCUGAUGGACAGAAAGGCGCUCGCCAUCAUGAGGGAGCAUGGCCUGAGCCCAGAGGUGGUUCAGAACAUCCAGGACAUCUGCAACAACAAGCAUGCUCGCAGGAACCCGCCCCGCUCUAGAGCUCCCUUGAAUCAUAGAGCCCCACCGGCAUCACGAGGUCGAAGCAAAAGUAGAGACCGAUUUUUUCAGUUCAGCCAAGAAUUCAGUUCAACGGCUUAUAAGCCCUGCACACCCAGCCUGGGUGCCACGAGUUUUUCGCCUUCUCUCGAGGAUGGUAUUAAUAAUCUUGAGGAGGAGUUCAGCUGUCUGGGGCGUGAGGAUCUGGCUCAGUCUUCCUCAGCCUCAGCUAAGGUGGCCAGUCUAGGAGGAGCACCUCAAGCAGGAGGAAGCCAGAGAGCAUCAAAGGAUAAUGGUCCCGACAGCUUCUUUUACAGGAAUCCUUCUGAUUCAACAUCCAGCCAGGCUGUUUCUAGCUCUCUCCUUGGUUUUACAAAAACACCUGAAGCCAUAACCUCCAGCAAGAGCCUGGGCAUUGUUUCAUCAGAUCACGUGCAUGUCAAAGGCAGGAGUGGAACUCAAGACAUCCAGCAAGUCCUUCUUAAAAAUAAGGCCAACGGAGUGGCUGCAGAUCUAACUUCUCUAAGAUCUGUCAGUUACAGAGCCGCAGCCAUCAAUGAUCAAAGAGAAGUAACACUGUCUGGGAACCAUCUGAACAAUGGAAGUACUUUCUGGGAUCUCCAGACCACUGGCCAAAAGACUGGUGAUGAUAAAGACCCAGGAUUGACAUUUUUGAAUGGUUUGGGCUUAAAAACAGCAGUCACUGGAGAAAAAGAUGCAUUCUAUUUGAGAAGUAAGGGUCCACGAAGCCAGGUCCCAGCCACCCCUGGGGAAGCCACUGCUUCUGCAGGAGUCAGCAUGCUGCCCCAAGCACCUCCACCUUCCUCCGUCAGAAUUGGAGACUAUGGGGCCCAAGGCUCCGCCCACACUCCUGUGAACUCCACCAAUGAGCUCUCAAGAAGGUCUACAGGUUCUGCCCAGAAUUCUAUGUCUGGGAUCUCAAGUAUCACAUCUACAAUGAAUAAUGCUGGCCCAAAGGAAAUUUGUCUAGACCAUCUGUAUAUGGGUUGUAAAGUGAAUGGCAACUGCAACAAAAUACACUUUCACCUGCCCUACCAGUGGCAGAUUCUGAUUUCCAACACCUGGAGGGACUUGCCGGCCAUGGAGCAGAUCGAGGAGGCCUACUGUGACCCUCAGAAGCACAAAAUUUCAAUAGGGAACCGUGAAAUCGAUUUCAAGAAGAUGAUUUGUGAUUUUCAUCCCAUCCGACGCCUCUCCACCCCUUCCGCUGCCGUCCCGGAGCUGGCCAAUGCUGUCUUCACCACCAAAUGGCUUUGGUAUUGGAAGCACAAAUCUGGUAAAUGGAUACAAUAUGGAGCAGAGUAUGACAACCAACCCAGUUCAGACAUCGACUCUUCCUACCUGGAGUCCUUUUAUCUGUCCUGUCCCAGAGGAGUUGUGCCAUUUCAGGAGGGUUCGAGGAACUUCGAGCUGAGUUUCCAAGGGAUGAUUCAGACAAACGUUGAUUCCAAGACGCAGAAGGAUGUCGUCCGAAGGCCGGUGUUUGUUUCUUCGCGGGAUGUGGAGCAGAUCAAAGCAAGAGCAGUCCAUCAGCCUCUGGGGAGCAGGUCAGAAGCUUUAACUUCAGAAUUUCAUCUUCAGACAGUGGCUGACUCCCUCCCUGCCAGUACCUAUGAGUUGUUGGAGCUGAAUAGUUACUGUCAGGAAUAUGCAACAAUUAGUGAACAUUUUAAGGCUUCUAUGAAAAAUUUCAAGAUUGAAAAGAUAAAGAAGAUCAACAAUCCAAAACUCUUGGAUACUUUUGAAAGCAAGAAAUGGACGAUGAAUAAGAGAGACGAGAAACUUCUCUUCUAUGCAACAAGCCGUGCCCAUGUAGAUUCCAUCUGUGCAAAUAAUUUCGACUACGUCUUACAUGGAGCUCAUGAAACCAAAUAUGGAAAAGGCAAUUACUUUACAAAAGAAGCCAUCUAUUCCCACAAAAGUUACGCAUGUGAUACCAAAAAUACCGUCAUGUUUGUAGCCCGAGUCCUGGCUGGAGAGUUCAUCGAAGGAAAUAUGGCGUACACGAGCCCUCCUUCCAUGUAUGACAGCUGUGUGGAUACACGGUUGAAUCCUUCUGUCUAUGUCAUCUUCCAGAAAAGUCAGAUUUACCCAGCAUACGUGAUUGAGUAUGUGGAAUCAGAUAAAGCCUGUGUGAUAAGUUAAGGAAUGGCAAAUAUUAAUGAUACCUACCCAUUUUAUUUUCUUACAGGACCAAAGUGCCCCAGAUAAAUAGGGUAGAUUUUGAUAUUUCCUUGCCAGGUGACCUAAUGCCUUAAAAUUAGUAGCUUCCAAGCUUUGCUGUACAAAAUUUCCAAUGCCUAUCUUGGACCCCUCUCCCAAUUAAGUCAUUCCUUCUGAGGGUGAUCAUCAUGCAGAGCUAAGCUGUUUUGGUUUUUUUUGUUGUUUUUUUUUUUGUUUUUGUCGGUCAUAGGGCUUGAACUCUG
Molecule: messenger RNA, 3917 nt
Organism: Dipodomys spectabilis (banner-tailed kangaroo rat)
Lineage: Eukaryota; Metazoa; Chordata; Mammalia; Rodentia; Heteromyidae
Gene: Zc3hav1
Product: zinc finger CCCH-type containing, antiviral 1
Exons: 14
Coding region: 778-3636 (952 amino acids)
Molecular function (GO): NAD+ poly-ADP-ribosyltransferase activity; metal ion binding
Source: RefSeq, a predicted model, not a curated record